Malurus melanocephalus (red-backed fairy wren) is the source of this 877-nucleotide messenger RNA. It is a transcript of the gene ID3, whose product is annotated as inhibitor of DNA binding 3. Lineage: Eukaryota; Metazoa; Chordata; Aves; Passeriformes; Maluridae. Gene Ontology annotation, cellular component: cytoplasm; nucleus. The transcript has 3 exons. Gene Ontology annotation, biological process: cell differentiation; circadian regulation of gene expression; negative regulation of transcription by RNA polymerase II. Gene Ontology annotation, molecular function: protein dimerization activity; transcription regulator activity. The record is from RefSeq and is a predicted model, not a curated record. Bases 201 to 578 code for a protein of 125 amino acids.
GGGGGGGCAAAGGUCCCCCUUCAGUCUGUGGCGAGGUCCGAAGGUUGGAGUUCCAGGGGGUGACAGUUAAGGCUUUCAGUGCUCCCCGCUUUGACGGUCUCGGCGCUCGGAGGUCCCAGCAAAGCCCCCGCUGCCGCGACAGCCCCCGAGGCUCCCAGGCAUCCCCCGUCCUGCAUCUCCAGACCUGCUCUGAGCCCACCAUGAAAGCCAUCAGCCCGGUGCGCUCCGUACGGAGCUGCUACGAGGCCGUUUGUUGCCUCUCGGAGCAGAGUUUGGCCAUUGCCCGGGGCAGCCACAACAAGAGUCCAGCCUUGGAAGAGCCCAUGAACUUGCUCUACGAUAUGAACGACUGCUAUUCCAAAUUGCGGGAGCUGGUGCCGGGCAUACCUCAAGGCACGAAGGUGAGCCAGGUGGAAAUCCUGCAGCACGUCAUAGACUACAUCUUCGACCUCCAGAUCGUGCUKGAGGAGGGAUCCAAGGGCCGCGACCCCUCCUCCGAGGCCACCCUACUUUCCCUUAAGGCGGCUGAACUUGCCUCAGAACUCCGCACCAAAGACGAGAGAAGUUUGUGUCAGUAAUGCUGUCUCCAUCGGCAAACAGGCAGUGAGUGUCGGUUCCUGGUUCGUUAUCAGCCGGAGGUAAAUAGCAGUUUCCUCCGUGGCGCCGGGCUGUCUGCGACCUACCGGCCCCGGCAUCGCCUGCCCCGGGCCCGGGCACUGCGAGCGGGGAGCGGCUGGUCCCGACGCCCCCCGCCGCCUUCCACCACCAGCAUUCCACCCGCCGAGCUCAGUAUCCCAGCUUUGGACCCGAACUCACAUGAGAUAUUUUUAAUGAUAGACUGAUGAUGAAGAGGAGGUUGUCUGUAUAUUUUUGGAUU